AUGAAUCAGAUCAAGGCUAUCCAAAGAAUCAAUGAGAAGGAACUAGAAGCUGGUAUACUAAAGCCGGAACACUCCUGGCAUCAGGAAUACAAGGAUCAGGCAUACAUAUUCAUUGGAGGAUUGAACAGACAGUUGACAGAAGGUGAUUUACUUACCAUAUUUUCACAGUAUGGCGUCCCCGUUGAUGUAUUACUUGUCCGUGACAAGGAGACUCACGAAUCAAAGGGUUUUGCAUUCCUGAAAUAUGAGGAUCAGAGGUCAACAAUCCUUGCCGUUGAUAAUCUCAAUGGCAUAACAGUGGCUGGUAGACAAAUUAAAGUCGAUCACAUCUUUUUCACCCCUCGAGAUGACAUACCUGAAUACACAGAAGCAGUAAGAGAGUUUUUAUCGAAAGAUAAAAUAGAUAUCCAUAAGGACCAUUUAUCAACCGAUAACAUUCAAAAGGAAACCAAAUACACAAAUAAUGAAGAAGAUGAGUUAAAUGACCCUAUGGCCAGCUACUCAAGAUAA
Molecule: messenger RNA, 510 nt
Organism: Nakaseomyces glabratus
Lineage: Eukaryota; Fungi; Ascomycota; Saccharomycetes; Saccharomycetales; Saccharomycetaceae
Gene: IST3
Product: U2 snRNP complex subunit IST3
Biological process (GO): mRNA splicing, via spliceosome
Cellular component (GO): precatalytic spliceosome; catalytic step 2 spliceosome; U2 snRNP
Molecular function (GO): RNA binding
Source: RefSeq, a predicted model, not a curated record